Molecule: messenger RNA, 4466 nt
Organism: Melanotaenia boesemani (Boeseman's rainbowfish)
Lineage: Eukaryota; Metazoa; Chordata; Actinopteri; Atheriniformes; Melanotaeniidae
Product: dynein axonemal-associated protein 1
Exons: 28
Coding region: 89-4300 (1403 amino acids)
Source: RefSeq, a predicted model, not a curated record
AAAACAAAACAAAAAACGUUCACCUAAACUCGGUAAAUUGUGUAUUCUAACCUUAGCGUAACACUUUGCCGAGUUUUUCCCGCUGGAAAUGGACUGGACUCAAUCUUGUUGGAAUUCAGUCUUGAAUGAAGUCGAACACAACAAACCGACAAUCGACGUUGAUUUUUCUCCACCUGAGAAAGAAGACUUGAUUGCCAUAUUUCAAAGACCAGCUGGUUUUUCACUGUCAGAGAUCCCUGAAGACUUGAGGUUUUUAGAAGAUCCUGAUCUGGAGGAACAGCUGAAACCAACAUCAGUUACUAAAUGGUCAGAUGAUAUUUACAGACAGUUGGGUGACAAUGAAAUAGUAGAAGACAAUACCUCUCAGUGGUGCAAACAAUGCUCAGACGCUGAACUUGAGGCAAGUGAUUGUGAAAGCAAAACUAUGCUGUUGACGAAUGAAGCCGAUUUGGAGGCCUCAUUAAAACUAAAUGUGAACAACACAAACCCCCCAAUUCUUUCAUUUGCUAGGCUUGACCAGUGGGAUUUGGAUGAAGUCCUCAAAAACAUGAAAGAUGACAGAUUGCGAAUGCAAAAGUUUAAAUCAGCUGAAAAAAUGAGUACGCAUGCAGAUGCUGACAACAACCAGCUGGAGGUGAAUAUUUUGGAGAAACUUGCUGUUUUCUGUAUGAACCAAUCUGUGUCAGAACAUAUUCAAAAUUCCCACUGCACCAGCCAAAACUGUGUUUGGAACAAAUCAGUGGCAAAGAUGCAAACAGAGUUGCAGCCGAAUCACCAGGAACUUCCAGCUGUUUAUAUUGAUUUGCGAUGUCCUGAUCAAGCAAUAAAAGCAGUAAGAAUAACCCCAAAUAUUUUAUUGGAGUCUAAAUUGCCAGUCAAACACACUGCUGAGAAGGAAACACCACCUGUGAAGGAACACAAUCUUAAAGAGCACUCUACAUGCAAAAUGGAUGGCAGGGUAAUGACUGGUAAGAGCAACCUGCUUCAAAAAAUGAGGGAGAUGAGUAGAAAUGUGAAUAAAUAUCCUGACAAAUGUGCAGAUCAUCUAGAAGCAGAAGAAAUGAAGGACAAGGCACCUCACUAUGUGGAGUGUAUAUGUAGCCAUGACUCACACCAUCAGUGGGCAGAUAAGCAGUCUUCAUCUCUACAAUCUAGAAAAUCUAAAAUGGAAAGCCCACCAAAUGCUCAAGAUGCAUCUAUUAAAGAACCAAAGCAGCAGAGUAACCAACAGAAAGAGCACAUUAGGCCAAAAUCUCAUCAUAAGCAAGAUCAAGAAGUCCUGAAGCUGCUGGAAAAUCAUCAUACAGCCAAAUCUGUGGAUCUUAAGCAGCCAGCUGCUGAAAGGACUGAUGUUCUUUAUGAAUUUGAAGUGUCCUACCAAGAAUCAAUAAGCACACUACCAGGCAAUAUUGAGAAUGAAGGGUGUGUGCUACUGACUGUCAGCCUCUUCAGUCCUGGUAUGGUUGGAGAAAAGGAUGUUGCUCAUGGGAAAGAAAAUUAUAUAUAUUCAGCUGCAACAAAAUCAUACAUCUACAACACUUUAGUUGCUUGGUUUUUGUCUUUGGCAGGCCCAGACUCAUGUCACACUGAAGGCGGUUUUGGUGCAGAGAUCCCAUUCAGGGUUUCAGGACUCCAGCAGUUGUGGACAAAGAAUGGACUGGCUUUGCAUGUCUUAGCUGUGGAUCGACAAUGCUGCACACCAAAAGAAAGGAAUGCAGGUAUCCAUGCACCCUUCUAUAACAAUGUCUGUAGAUUCCUGUCAAAUACCACACUUACUGCAGUUGCCAGCUGGUUACCUCAGCUCAAAAACCUGCUGGACCAGCAACCCUUUGCCUCACACAUCCACCUUCCUACAUCCUGUUUAAACAGUUUCAUCUCUGCCAAUCCCAACAAAAAGGUUAUAGACAGGAUAUUUAGUCUCAGUCCACGGUUUUACUGGCUGACUGUGGAAACUCAGGAACCUGUUUUUAACGGGAAAGAGACCACACAAGAGCUCCACACAGGGGUAUCAGUUGCUGUGGGGUACACUGAGUUCUUUCAGCAACCUCUCAUAACACACUACACCCUUCAUCUGAUUCUUGACUUGGGACUCGAUGUGUGUGGUCUACGGCUGCUUUAUCCACCACAUGGGCUUCUGAGUGAAAGUGGUGGUUUAUCAGUCAACCAGAAACCCUAUGAGCCCUGCCAGCCCAUCCUUGCCCUAGCUGUUCGGGGUCCCCAUGCCCAUUCAUUGUUAAAGAAUUUAACUGGUUCCUUACAUCAUUUGCUACACAAGAAGACAGAAAAAUCCUCUGACAACCUACUAGACCCCAGAAGUCAAGUAUCUUCACUCAUACACUGCCCUCAGAUGACCAGUCAAGUCCACAGGGAGCUGUGCUUAUGGUUUUCAGGAAGAUUUCAAAGAAGAAAUCCACAGAAUCAAAACCAGCAUCUAAACAGAAGGAGCUUCUUUGAUUUAAGCAGAUCAUCUUCUUUGCUGUGUGCCACAACUAAAGCGGACUUAUUCCUCGUGGUUUCACCUGCAGUGCCUCCAAGUUGCUAUGGCCAAGUGAUGGCAACAUGUCUUAACAGAGGUUUCAGUCUUAUGGGGCUGCAAAGGCUGCAGCUUCAGACCAAUGUUGCCAUUGUCCUGGGACUCACUGGCCAACAGGUAAAAGUGUUCUGCAGUUCACCUACAUCCAUUCCAGAUCAGGUAGAGCUAAAGCUGCCCUCUCACUGCCUGGUGUUACUACUACGGAAAGAGAACAUGUUGCGCCACAGUGUUACUCUGCCAUCAGCCCUAAUGAGGGAAUUUAAAGAUCAAAGGCUUCUGGGUUUCUUCCACUUCUGGACUGACGGGGAUCACACAGUAGAGCCAAGUCUGUGUUUUCACACUGUGCCAUACAAUGAUAGCUUGUUCCACAUUUUUGUCAGGUGUAUGUGGACAGUGCCCAAACCUUCCAACGUGACACUGUCACAUCAAAAGUGUUCACCCCAGUCUGGCGUGAAUCAGGUGGUGACUUUGGCCCUGUGUGGAAAGGACAUGUGCCAAAACCUGAACCUCCUACAUAGAGUUCUUGCUGAAGGACUAAAAGGUCAUGAACAACGUGCUAAAUUUGAGCUGCUUGGCCUCAAGUGGCUGCCUCUGUUGACCCAACUUCAGGCUCAGGAGCUGAGUCCUUUUGAGGUGGGAGAGAGGUUCUUCUACGGCAGCGUGGACAAACUCAUGUCAUCAUCUGCACUAGUGUGUGUUCUGAGAGGAAAAGAUGCUUUUUCUUCAAUGAGAAACCUCUUACAGCUGAACGGCCACAACAAUCUCACUGUUUUGAUGUCACCAACCCCAGAGGUGGCCCUCAGACAAGUCUCCCUCUUCUUCUUUGAGCAUGAGUUAAUUCCUUAUCGACAGAUGCUGCUCACAGUAUGCCUGUUCAAACCAAGAGUCUGGAAUCUUGCUCUGGCUAAAAUAUUCUGCAAACUCCAACAAUCUGGCCUCACAGUGGUGGGCCUGCAUGUAGCAACCCUGGAUAAAAGUGAUGUCACUGAACGCUUGCCGGCAGAAGGUGUGCAGUACCUGUGCCCUGGCUCCCUGGCUCUCUGCCUUCAGGGAGAAAAUGCUGUGAAGAGGCUGCUGGACAUGCUGGGCCAAGAAGACUCUUCCCUGUGGUUGAGCUGUUAUGGAUCAAGAUCAUAUCAACAAGCAAUCAAGGAUGUAAAAACACUGUUCCCUGAGGGGCUCUGCUGUACUGAGACCAGCACCAUGAGACAGGAACAGAUAUCAAGUUUGUGCUCAGGCCCUGUAGCUUCCAUGGAGCAAAAAACAAGCUGCAUACUGAAUGUGGCUCAGGAAGGUCUGUCAGCUUUGGCACCUUCAAGACCGAUAGGAGGGUCCUUUGCAUGCAGAGCCUCCUGGCAGACAACCUGUUUGCUGAUUCCCUUAAAGGCUGCACCACACAGCAAAGUGUCUUCUCAGCUGGAGAUAGUAGAUAUGCUGCUGAAGUCAGGCUGCCAUCUAGUGGCAGGACAAAUGAGCAUCCUUGAUGAUGAGCAACAGAAACAUAUUGCCGAUACACUAGUGUCAUCAAGUGGGAGUGAAAAGAUGGCUCAUUUUUACACGGCUCCUUGUCUCAUCGUGGCUCUUCAAGGGGAAAAGAUUGUGGCUGACCUAAAACUGAUUCUUGAAAGUAUUUUAAAGGAGAGGUCAGAUCUGAAACAGGAAGGAAGGAAUAUUGUCUAUCCCAAAUGUGAGAAAGAGGCCAAGCAUUUGAUAUCUUAUCUAUUUGGUGCCAUGUCUCCUGACUGCUGUGACGCCACAGAGUCAUAAAUUAUCUGUUAACACAUUAAGUACAUUUUCCAAAGAACAACUUCUGUUUGCUUUGACAUGUCUGGUAGAAAACAAAGCUACAUUUAUAAUUCAGAUUGUUUGCUUUAGAUGAAUGGUAAAUACGUUUUCAAGCCACUUUGCUCUAAUAAACAUUUUCCUUAAAAGA